Molecule: messenger RNA, 2288 nt
Organism: Zingiber officinale
Lineage: Eukaryota; Viridiplantae; Streptophyta; Magnoliopsida; Zingiberales; Zingiberaceae
Product: serine hydroxymethyltransferase 7-like
Exons: 4
Coding region: 232-2031 (599 amino acids)
Biological process (GO): folic acid metabolic process; tetrahydrofolate interconversion; L-serine catabolic process
Cellular component (GO): cytoplasm
Molecular function (GO): pyridoxal phosphate binding; cobalt ion binding; zinc ion binding
Source: RefSeq, a predicted model, not a curated record
UCACCCCAGUCUUCUCCUGCCUUCGUUCCUUCCGCCCCUUUUCUCUUGUUUUAGGGUUCUUCUCGCAUCCAGCUCUCCUCCUUCGACAUUGAUGGAAUCUCGCCUCCUCGCCACGUUCACCUCCUCCUCCUCCUCCCUCUGUUCCUGUUCCUGUUCCUGUUCUUGUUGUUGUUUCUGUUAAAUCGGUGUUCGUGUUUUUUUGCGUUUGUUCUGCGUGCCGAAGGUUUCUCCAUGGAUCUCACCCACCCUCAAUCAAAUCUCUCACUGGGGUUCCACGCUGCUCCGCCUCCGCUUCCAUCUUCGCCGCCGGUGCGUGGCCCGAUCCUGGAUGACUCGAUCUCGCUCCAUAUCGACUCCGGCCUUCGGGAUUCAUCCCACAAUCCCCGAUCGAUCCCCUUGCAGCUCCUCGACCAGCAUCCUGAGAGCUCGCGUGACGGAUCCCUGCGGACGCACGAAGCGGAUGAAUCCGACGAGGAGCAACAGGAGGAGGAGUUCAGGAUUUUGGGGUACGCCAUGUGCAUCAAGAGGCCGAGGAGAGGGGAAUCGAGCUCUUCUUGUUCUUCUACCUCUGUGCUCCCUGCAGCCAAGAAAGCGAAGGUGGAACCCGAUCUCGAGACAAGAAGGGCUGCCGUCCGUGCUUGGGGGAACCAGCCCUUGUCUGUUGCCGAUCCGGAUAUAUUCAAUAUCAUGGAGAAGGAGAAGAAGCGGCAGGUUCUGGGAAUUGAGCUCAUCGCAUCAGAGAACUUCGUGUGCCGCGGGGUUCUUGAUGCCCUUGGGAGCCAUUUGACCAACAAGUAUUCUGAGGGGUUCCCUGGUGCCAGGUACUAUGGCGGGAACCAGUACAUUGAUCAGAUAGAGCGGUUAUGCCAUGAACGUGCACUCACAGCAUUUGGUCUUGAUCCUGAGUGCUGGGGGGUGAAUGUCCAGCCUUACUCGUGCACCUCAGCCAAUUUUGCAGUCUAUACAGGGCUACUGCUUCCAAAAGAUAGAAUUAUGGGUUUGGAUUCGCCUUCUGGUGGACAUGUUAGUCAUGGGUACUAUGCACCUAGUGGAAAGAAGAUAUCAGGGGCUUCCAUUUUUUUUGAGAGUUUGCCAUAUAAGGUAAAUCCACUCACAGGAUAUAUCGACUAUGAUAAAGUUGAGGAGAAGGCCAUGGAUUACCGUCCAAAGAUAUUGAUCUGUGGUGGGAGCUCAUACCCGAGGGAGUGGGAUUAUGCUCGAUUUAGGCAAAUUGCAGAUAAGUGUGGAGCAGUCUUGAUGUGUGAUAUGGCUCACAUUAGUGGACUUGUGGCUGCUAAGGAAUGCUUGAGCCCAUUUGAUUACUGUGAUAUUGUUACUUCGACAACCCACAAGGGCCUUAGAGGUCCCAGAGGUGGUAUAAUUUUCUUCAGAAAAGGUAAAAAACAGAAAAGACAAGGAUUGUUUCCUGGUCAAACAGAAGGAAAUGACAGAUAUGAUUACGAGGACAGGAUAAAUUUUUCUGUUUUCCCAUCACUUCAAGGGGGUCCACAUAAUAACCAUAUAGCUGCUUUAGCCAUAGCUCUAAAGCAAGUAGCUACACCAGAAUACAAAGCCUAUAUUCAACAGGUCAAGAAAAAUGCUCAAGCGUUGGCAUCAGCUUUUUUAAGAAGGAACUGCAGAUUGGUUAGUGGGGGUACAGACAAUCAUUUAAUCCUUUGGGAUCUCAGGACUUUGGGCUUAACAGGUAAGAUUUUUGAGAAGGUCUGUGAGGCAUGCCACAUUUCUGUGAACAAAACUCCAAUAUUCGGGGACAAUGGUACUAUUUCUCCCGGAGGAGUCAGGAUAGGGACUCCUGCCAUGACAACAAGAGGUUGCUUAGAGGGAGAUUUCGAAACGAUUGCAGAGUUUCUCCUGAGGGCUGUACAAAUAGCAAAUAACACUCAGAAGGAGCAUGGGAAAAUCCAAAAGGAGUUCCUGAAGGGCCUCGAGAGCAGUAGGGAUGUCAUCGAGCUUCGCAGCCAAGUGGAGUCCUUUGCUUCACAGUUUGCCAUGCCUGGGUAUGAUGUUUAGGUAAACAAUGAAAUGGUUCACAGAGGUACCCACUACUUCGCCUUGUGGGGCUUUUUACUUAUCCCGAGUUGACGUACCUUCUGUACAAAAAUUUACCUGCCGUUAUUUAAUUUGUCUGCAUACAGGUUCUCUCUGACUUUUUUGUUUUGUUUUUUUUUUUGCAAUUUUGCAAUCAUGUAUGUAAACCCAUACUAUUUCAAUUUACACUUGAGAAAGAUUGCUGACUGCAAUGUGUAAGAUAUAAUUGUUGAUUUUAA